Molecule: messenger RNA, 1356 nt
Organism: Lachancea sp. 'fantastica'
Lineage: Eukaryota; Fungi; Ascomycota; Saccharomycetes; Saccharomycetales; Saccharomycetaceae
Source: the annotation of a GenBank genome assembly
AUGAUAACCACGCAAAGUACCACCCAGAACACAACCACCAAAAGGCGCAACUCUUUGCAUACCAAUCUUUUCGAUCCACAACUGUUCCAGGUACCGGCGCCCCCGGUACAGUCCCAGGGUCAUCUCCGGCCGGCAAGUCCAUUGGAAACACACCGUUCUGGUGGCCGUGUGCAACAUGGUAUGCUGGGAAAGCUUUCUUCUCGUGUUCCAGAAGACGUCAGGGAAUAUUUGCCAGUCGUCAAUGUCAAAGUCACCUCGUUGUGCUGCGUCUGGUACGUCACGUCUUCCGUCUCUAGUAAUCUCUCGAAAGCCAUUUUGAGUGAUUUCCCACACCCUGUGGCUCUCACAGAGCUUCAAUUUUUCAUUAGCGCUAUUUUAUGCGUGCUGUUUGUUUCCAUAGCCAACCAACUCAGCUCCGAGACUCAAAAGGCAGGUUCCCUGUCUCGGGCAGUGCUAUCUUUUCCCGAAGGCAUAAUACCCAGUUAUUUGAACGGUAACUUCAAGCUAUGCGUGGUCAACAAAUUUUUGAAACCGUGUAAGCUGGCUCUGGCAGCAACAUUCCCAAUGGGUAUUUUCCAGCUUAUAGGUCACAUCAGCUCUCAUGAAUCUACCUCGCUAAUACCGGUUUCUUUUGUUCACUCAGUGAAAGCUCUGUCGCCAAUAAUGACAGUAUUUUACUAUAGGUUCUUCAAGGGAAAGCAGUAUAAUAUGAUGACUUACCUCACACUAAUACCUUUAAUAAGUGGGGUCAUCACCACUUGUUGGUCAACGCAUGGCAGUCCAAAAAAAAAUGGAGAUAUCGCUGAAAGUCAGUUCCUAAAGGGCAUUUUGUUUGCUCUGCUCUCUAUGAUGAUUUUUGUCUACCAAAACAUUUUCGCGAAAGGAAUUCUGACAGUCAAGAAACAGCGGGGUAUUUUACCUUCGAAAUCUGAAAAGCAAGCUCUUCUCAACGAAAAAGAAUACUCACCUUUGCAAAUCGACAAACUCACCAUUCUCUUUUACUGCUCGUGUGUUGGUUUCAUUUUGACUUUACCCAUUUUCAUUUCAAACGAGCUCUUCAACCUAAGUUCGACAAAAAGUGUUUUUCAAGACUUGACAGGCAGAGCGUUGCUUUUAGUAUGGAUUCAUGGUUGUACCCAUUUCUUACAGGCUAUGCUUGCGUUUCAGCUAAUUGGGAUGCUAAGUCCUGUCAACUACUCUAUCGCCAACAUUAUGAAGCGUAUUGUUAUAAUUGCAGUUGCGCUUAGCUGGGAAUCGCGCUUUUCAUUACAGCAGGUCUUUGGCCUAUCACUAACGGUUCUUGGUCUUUAUGGCUACGACAAGUGGGGCCUUACUGGAAAACAACAUCAUACAUAA